This is a messenger RNA of Musa acuminata AAA Group (dessert banana), 2261 nucleotides long. Its product is annotated as SURP and G-patch domain-containing protein 1-like protein. Gene Ontology annotation, biological process: RNA processing. Lineage: Eukaryota; Viridiplantae; Streptophyta; Magnoliopsida; Zingiberales; Musaceae. The record is from RefSeq and is a predicted model, not a curated record. Bases 564 to 1871 code for a protein of 435 amino acids. Gene Ontology annotation, cellular component: nucleoplasm. Gene Ontology annotation, molecular function: RNA binding. The transcript is spliced from 8 exons.
CGGAGACUUUCUCCGUCGCUCUCCGCCCUCAAUCCCUAAAUUUUGCUAUCCUCCAUCGAUUUCGAUUUCUCCUCAAGGUUCGCAAUCCGUCUCUCUCCGUCUCUGUUGGUUCUCCCGAUCCAUCUUCCUCCCUCUCGUUUUAUCUGGGAUUGGAGAUCGACAGCGUUGUUGAUUUAGGUAUGCGAAAGAGAGAUCUUUGCCCAAUUUUUCCUCGAUUUUUAUCGUUUUUUCUUUUAUUUACUUUAAAUGAGCGACAUCCGAGUUUUAGAUUUUGAAGGAUCGGCUCGAUCGAAGUCUCCCCCAAGUUUUAGAUUGUUUAGGGUUUCUUGCGGGGCCGUCUCGUAUGGAUUGGUUUUCGUGGACGAUAUCCGAUCUUUUGACUCUGUUUGCAUGAAACCCUAAUUGAAGAUCUUUCGCCAAUUUUUCUUCGAUUAUUAUUUCGUGACUGCUGAAGAUUUUAUGAUGCUUGCUUUAUAAGCCCUCUUUUAAUCGGAACUGAAAGGAUGCAGCUUUUGGUUCCCAAGUUGCUUGAUCUGAAUUGAGUUCUUUAAGAGAGAUCGACGAUGGAGAAAGGAGACAAGUCGAGUUUGUUUGUUAAUGAUGGAUCUUUCAUGGAGAAAUUUAAGCAACUCCAGCAAGAGAAGGUCCCAGCUGCUGCAGCUGAUCGGUCUAAAUCUAGCACUUCGGCUACCCCUUCUGUUGCCCUGAAACCUUCUGUUAUUGUUAACAAAAGACCGCUGGAAGUUAAAGUAAAGGAUACGAAGAAGGGAAGCACUCUGACCUCCGGUGGCAAGCUUGCCUUCAGCUUGAAGCAGAAGUCGAAGGUUGCAGCAGCGCCAAUUAAGUUUGUGACUGAUGAGGAGGAGGAAGAGGCUGCUGAAGCCGAAGCUGUUUCUGGAGAUGAACCCAUUAAGCGCCAGAAGUUGGGUCAAAGAGAUAUCAUUCAGUCUUUGUCACAACAGCAGGAUGUUGCACCAUCUCCUCCAACUGAUCCAGCAGUAAAGAAAGUUGCAGAUAAGUUGGCAAGUUUUGUUGCAAAGAAUGGUAGGCAGUUUGAGAACAUCACACGCCAACGGAAUCCUGGAGAUACACCUUUCAAGUUUUUGUUUGAUUCAAGUUGUUCAGAUUAUAAAUACUAUGAGUAUCAGCUCUUUGAAGAGGAAAAGGCUCUUGCACAAUUGAAAGAUUCUAAGGCAUCAGAUUCUGCCAAUGGAAGCACCUCAACUUCUAGAGUAGCAAGUGGAUCUGAAAGGAGCAACAUCCAACAACGUCCUAAUUACCAAACCCCUGCUUCAGCUUUGUAUGGAUCUUAUGAAGAAUCUGGCUCGUCUGGAAGAUCUUCCAGUUAUGGUGAGUCCAGUGGGUCUUCACCUGCAGAUCCCAUUGCAAUGAUGGAGUUUUACAUGAAGAAGGCUGCUCAGGAGGAGAGAAUAAGGCAACCGAAGCAAUCAAAAGAUGAAAUGCCACCACCUGCUUCUCUUCAAGCUCCCCCUAAAAAAGGUCAUCACAUGGGUGAUUUCAUUCCACCAGAAGAGUUGGAGAAGUUUCUGUUUUCUUGUAAUGAUGCAUCUGCACAGAAAGGUGCUAGAGAGGCUGCAGAAAAAGCAAGAAUCCAGGCUGACAACAUUGGGCAUAGGCUUCUAUCUAAAAUGGGUUGGAAAGAAGGUGAGGGACUAGGCAGUGACAAGCGCGGACGUGCAGAUCCAGUGAUGGCAGGUGAAGUGAAGAAGGACAAUUUAGGUGUUGGUGCACAAAAACCUGGCGAAGUUACCGCUGAUGAUGAUAUAUAUGAGCAGUAUAAGAAACGGAUGAUGCUUGGUUAUCGUCAUCGUCCAAACCCACUGAACAAUCCACGGAAAUCAUAUUACUAAAUGGAGGACCAAGCAGCCACUGAAGCUGGAAAUGGAAGGCCUGCUUUUUAUCCACCCAAAGUUUGCUUUUCCUGUUGAUGGAUAUCUUGAGCUUCCUUCAGAGACCGGUAGAGAAUAUAUGCUGCAAGCAGGCUUGUCAGACUGCAUCGUGCAUUAAUAACUGCUGCAAAGAGCAAUGAAAAGUUUGGGGAAUCAACUCAACAUUCUUUGAGUGCAUGAGUGCUCAGGUAGUAUUGAAACUGGUGCAUGUAGUGUCAAGUAGGAUCUGCUGCAUUCAAAGAAGCUUGACUGAGAAGACUUUUUCUUUGCUCGAGUCAUUCAUGUGUUUCAACUUUCCUUCUCCACUGACGCUUGCAUUUAACUCGAUCUACCAAAAUUAUGUUUGGUGUU